CUCUCCUCUACCAGACACAAAUACAGACGGAAACAGACGGUGUGCUUCGCUGCUGGAUCUCUCUGCCUCUCCUCAGAAUAAACUGACUCAAAACGGGCACGAUAUUUGUUCAUAAGUAGUGCUGAUCUUGUGUGUCUUCUCACGAGAUAAGCGGCAAGCAGCGGUGUCUAUCCGGGUGGAGCAAGGUGUCUGUUAGUAUCAGAAGAUUUGUCACAGCAAACCUGGCUUUUCUCAAGGACAAGAGCGCUUAGCUUGCUUUACAGUAAUCUUUUUUCACCUUUUGUCCGUGAUUCUGGCGGUUCCGAGAAGAUGGCAACCCCCGCUCAUUGCUAUUACUGCUUUGAGUGCCUCGCCGCCUCGUAUAAAGGUCAAGAGCACAUUAGCCUCACAGCCGUGGAGGAGCUAUGGGAACGAUACGAGCAAUUUAAGAAAGUUUCCGCUCUCCAGGACAACGAUGAGUCGGUUACUCUGAGGGAGAGCGCGAGUCUUGGCCUGCAGUCUGGAGAUGACGAUGAUGACAUAGACGAUGUAUCCUCUAAGCCCAAGAACGGCCCCCGGGGACUGAAGUUACCAAAUAUCAGUCGCCUCCAGAGCCAGGCCUCGUCGGAUUCGAGCUCCGCUACCACGCCCUCGAGUAAUUCCUCACACUCAGGCCUAUCUAGUUCCACUCCUACUACUACCAUGACCACACCAAGCUCACAGUCGCUGCAGUCCGAUGCGAGCGGCUUGAGACGUCAAAGGGCAAAAGAUCUGCAGUAUCCGUUAUUUGUAACUUGGAACACUCUCUCCAGGAGCGGCCGUAAGUCACUUCGCGGUUGUAUUGGCACUUUCGAGGCGCAGGAGCUUGCUGCAGGCUUAGAGUCCUACGCUAUCACUUCUGCGUUCGAAGAUACCCGUUUUACUCCAAUUCCAGCCGCCGCUAUACCCACCCUGUCAUGCUCUUUAACCCUCCUUGGAUCCUUUGAGCCCUGCACUAACGCUCUAGAUUGGGCUCUCGGGGUCCAUGGAAUCCGUAUCUCUUUUAUUAACCGCGGUCGACGCUACGGUGCAACCUACCUACCGGACGUCCCUGUGGAGCAAGGAUGGACCAAAGAGCAGACAUUGAAAAGCUUGAUGGAGAAAGCAGGCUGGGAUGGUGGCCACGAAAGCAUGACUAGGAGAUUUCUAAGAGGUAGCAGCAGUGGAGGUCACACCUCUAACUCCAACAAGCCAUGGGAGCAAGUCUCCGACUUCCGAGUCGUCAAGUAUCAAGGGUUGAAGGCCUCCGCGAGCUACGCCGAAUGGCAGGAAUGGCGGCAGUGGGUUCUCUCUCUGGGCGAUGGGAGUGAGAAAUUGUUGGGUCCAGCUGUAUGAACAAAUAUGAUGAUGGUCUGGUUUCUAUUCUGCGAGUGAUAUUUUCUAGCCUGUGACCCGAGGAGCGCAUUUUGGAGACCACCUAUCUAUUUGGUUAAUGAUAUGAUGGUGUUAAUGAAGAGGUAAUGGCGUGUUUGGGUUAAUUAUUAUUUAGGGUCUGCAUGGUUUUUCUGAUAUUUAGAUCCCGAAAUUGAGGCAUAUCAACGUCUAAUUCAAUCCCUCAAUUUUAUUAUCGUA
Aspergillus caelatus is the source of this 1590-nucleotide messenger RNA. RefSeq names its product AMMECR1 domain-containing protein. Bases 310 to 1353 code for a protein of 347 amino acids. The record is from RefSeq and is a predicted model, not a curated record. Lineage: Eukaryota; Fungi; Ascomycota; Eurotiomycetes; Eurotiales; Aspergillaceae. The transcript is spliced from 2 exons.